Messenger RNA from Myripristis murdjan (pinecone soldierfish), 2123 nucleotides. RefSeq names its product low affinity immunoglobulin gamma Fc region receptor II-c-like. Bases 685 to 1710 code for a protein of 341 amino acids. The record is from RefSeq and is a predicted model, not a curated record. Gene Ontology annotation, molecular function: transmembrane signaling receptor activity. Gene Ontology annotation, cellular component: external side of plasma membrane. Lineage: Eukaryota; Metazoa; Chordata; Actinopteri; Holocentriformes; Holocentridae. The transcript is spliced from 8 exons. Gene Ontology annotation, biological process: cell surface receptor signaling pathway; immune response.
CAGAUGUGGUUUUCCUGUGCCAGAAACACGCCCACCCAGACCGGCUGCAGAAGCGUGCACACGGCAGGAUGUGACACGCCGAGUCGAUGGAAAUGUGUCUGUUUGAUCUGUUCAGCGUUUAAAACCAGAUCAACACUUGCUUCCUUAACCCUGACCGUUUCCGAACCUAAACCGUCACAACCAACCUUUCCCUGACCUUAACAACAACCUUCUCUGAACCUCAACCACGGAUUUGUUUGAUGCCUCCAGUGCCUCCUGCUUGGAAUGAACUCAAACUUCCAACAAGUCCUCUAAUCCAUGCAACCACAUCAUUUGUUCAUUGUAGUUUGUUCCCAGCUUUUAAUACAACCCAAAGGACCAUUUCCCUUUGUUUGGGUAUUUUGGGUUGCAGAAGACCUAAACAAAUUAGAGGACUGGGACAAGCAACACAAACAAACAAAGUGAAUUUUGUCUUUAUUCUGUGCCGACAGGACUGAAGACAUCCGUUCCUCCGUUGUUCUUCCUCGUCUUCCUCCAUGAAUUUGUCCUCUGUCGCUUGUUCGCUUUGGUCUUCUGGCUGCAUUUCCACUUUUCAUGGUGCAGAUGGACUAAACUAAAGUGAAGGGAAACAAAUCUCUCUCCCGAGAAGGCGCUGGAGAGGAAACAGAGCACAGAGUCCUCCUGCACAGGCAGGAAGGGGGCGGGAUGUCCUCGGUUUAUCUGACAGAAUCUGGUUUGUUUGUCACAUCAGCGAGCCGGAGGAUGGAGGGCACAUCUCUACACUUGCCACUGUUGCUGACCACGCUGCUGUGCUGCCGACCCACCAAAGCCUCCCUCACUGUGACUCCCAGUGCAUCUCAGUUAUUUAAUGGUGAGGCUCUCCAUCUGAGCUGUGAGGAAGACUCUGCUGGAUGGACGGUGAAGAGGAACACGACCAUAGAAACCAUGACAGAGUGUGGACGCAACUGGGGAAACCUAACAGCUUCCCCUUGCAGAAUCAGGUUCACAUUCUUCUGGGACACUGGAGUUUACUGGUGUGAGUCCAGAGAGGGAGCAACCAGCAACACCGUCACCAUAACCAUUACUGGUGGUGAUGUGAUCCUGCAGAGUCCUGUCCUUCCUGUGAUGGAGGGAGCUGCUGUGACUCUGAACUGUACAACCAGGACUCCCUCCAACCUCCCAGCUGAUUUCUAUAAAGAUGGCUCCCUCAUCAGGACCGAGUCUACAGGACAGAUGACCAUCCACCCUGUUUCCAAGUCUGAUGAAGGCCUCUACCACUGCAACAUCUCUGGUUAUGGACAGUCUCCACCCAGCUGGCUGGCUGUGGCAGUUUCAGAGAGACCCACGACACUCCUCUGUGCUCCUUCGCCUUCCUCUGACCCCCUGUCCUGCCUUCGGGCCCUGCUGUGGUCUCUGUCUGGCCUGGUUCUGCUGGUUCUGCUGGUUCUGCUGGUGGUGGUUCUGGCGCGACGGAGAAAACCUCAAGCUGACGAUGUAAACCCAGCAGAUGAUGACAUCACGUACGUUGACAUCAGGUGUGAUGACUCGCAGCGGCCAGUCACACACAGGAAAGAGUGUGUUCCUGCUUCAGUUUACUCAGAAGUGAAAGCACCUGGACACGUCACCUCUGGACAAGAUGUCAUCAGACCACACAACUCUCCAUCAGAUCCAGAGGGUUUCUACUCCUUGUUGAUGCUGCCGUCAGCUGCAACUGUCCCCGUAGAGCCUUAAAUUCUUCACUUUGCACAUCUAUUAAUUUAUUUUACUAUGUUCUGCAUGCACAUUAGAAGUUCCAUCCGUCUUUUUGAGCUUCUUAUCACUCGACUGAAGUCUAGCAGUUUGCUGUCGUGGGCUGAACACCUUCAAAUGUGAAGCUUGGUCCUCCACAUUCCUCAGGUGCAUCUGCUUCUGUGUUUUCAGUGGACAGUGUGAGUGAAUAAGAGACCAAAGUUCAUUAUGGCUGCUGGAGGAAAAAGGUUUAUGCUAUUAUAUGUGAACUUUUCUGGGUCCUUUUGCUAUUUAUUGCCGUGGCGACCCACAGGAUCAGUAAAGUUUAUACUUGCCAUUUGUUUUUGUGUCUGUGGUUUCUAUAAAACUGUGAGAUGGAAGGUUUCACUUCCUCCGGCUCUGUUUGUGGCUAACCG